AUGUCUCCUCCAGUUGCCACUGAAGCCAUGUACAAACAGACUACUAUCUCUCAUGAUGACCAUCUUGCUGCUCUCGUAUCGAAGGCAACUCUUGCCACCCCCAAUACACCCGCUAAGGUGAUCUUCAAGCCUGAACCUGUCGAGAACCUGAACCCUAUCAAGUUUGCUCCUAUCAAGGAGCACCAAGUUCAACGGGCUAUGGUCCGUCGAUACUUCAACGACAUGGAGGAGCGAGCUAUCUCCGAUGUGAUCAUUGUCGGUGCUGGUUCAGCUGGUCUAUCUUGCGCCUACGCGCUUGGAAAGGCACGACCGGAUCUCAAGAUCACUAUCCUCGAGAGCAAUGUUGCCCCAGGUGGUGGUUGCUGGCUCGGUGGUCAACUCAUGAGCGCCAUGGUUUGCCGUAAACCUGCCGAUGAGUUUUUGGACGAGGUUGGAGUUCCAUACGAAGAUGAAGGAAACUUCGUUGUCGUCAAGCACGCCGCUCUCUUUACCUCCACUGUCUUGUCAAAGGUUUUGGCUAUGCCAAAUGUCAAGAUGUUCAACGCUACCGCAUGCGAGGAUUUGAUCAUCAAGCCAUGCCCGAUCAACUCGGGAGCUCAACGUGUUGCUGGUUGUGUCACCAACUGGACUCUUGUCUCUCUUAACCACGAUCACCAAUCCUGCAUGGACCCUUCUACCAUCACUGCUCCAAUUGUCUGUUCCUUUGCUGGACACGAUGGACCAUUCGGUGCUUUCUGUGUCAAGCGAAUUGCAUCAGCAGGUUUGAGUGAAGGUCUUGGAGACAUGAGACCCCUUGACAUGGAACGUGCCGAAGACCACAUUGCCAACAAGACCCGAGAGAUCAUUCCUGGUCUUAUUGUAGGUGGAAUGGAAUUGAGCGAGUUCGAUGGAAGUGCUCGUAUGGGACCAACCUUUGGUGCUAUGCUUCUCUCCGGUCGCCGAGCUGCUGAAGUUACUAUGCAAUGUCUUGACCGAGUUAAAAUCGAAGAAGGUGAAGUUGUAGGAUUAGCUGCUUAG
This is a messenger RNA of Melampsora larici-populina 98AG31, 1017 nucleotides long. RefSeq lists its product as uncharacterized. Bases 1 to 1017 code for a protein of 338 amino acids. NCBI's taxonomy places the organism in Eukaryota, Fungi, Basidiomycota, Pucciniomycetes, Pucciniales, Melampsoraceae. Gene Ontology annotation, biological process: thiamine biosynthetic process. The record is from RefSeq and is a predicted model, not a curated record. The transcript has 8 exons.